Salvelinus fontinalis (brook trout) is the source of this 6585-nucleotide messenger RNA. Its product is annotated as protein ZNF365-like. Gene Ontology annotation, biological process: telomere maintenance; regulation of double-strand break repair via homologous recombination; regulation of DNA strand resection involved in replication fork processing. Lineage: Eukaryota; Metazoa; Chordata; Actinopteri; Salmoniformes; Salmonidae. The record is from RefSeq and is a predicted model, not a curated record. The coding region runs from base 1330 to 2481 and encodes 383 amino acids. Gene Ontology annotation, cellular component: centriolar satellite. The transcript has 5 exons.
AUUGUGAGCUGCACAUUAUGGGAUGCAAGCAACAAUAAUAAUUCAAUGGCCUGACACUUAAUAAUUUACAAUUUCUUAUUUAUUAACUUAGUUGGCAAUUUGUACAGCUACAUUACUAUUUAUUCCAUUCAACAAAAACGUAUUUUGCGCUGUUAUAUAUGCCAUCAUGUGCAACGCUGCUGUUCCUUUUCAGUAGCCAUUAAACGCGACAUUGUAGCAAUUUACUAGCAACAUUCCAUUGAUAUUUUGUUGCUGAUCGUCACUAUCUAGUAUUCUUUCCCUGUGCAGCUUCCCAGACGCGUCUACUAUAACAUUUUCAAAAGCGUUCGCAGGACAUUUGUGUGCAGGGGGAAUUCUAGCUUUUUUUCGGCAUGAGACUGUUAUUCAAAUACAGGUAAACUAUAUGCACGCGAGAUUACAUGUAUACACAGCUUGAAAUAGAUAAUGUUGUACAUUUAUUAAACACCAUAUGGGGCUAUGUAUCGGUAGGAGCCGCCUGGCUAGCUAGCUAGUCCUGAUGAGCCAUGCAUAGGGUAGGAAGAGAUGCUAUCAGCGUUAGCUAAUAACUAGCCUACAUAAAACGUUACCUGUUACAUGUACGACAUAAGCUGUUGUACACAGUUAAUAUUGAAUGCCGUUAUGUAUCAUUGCUUAGCUAAAUACUUAAAUUGCAUGUGCUUGAGUCUGCUGUCAACCCAGCCUGAUCUCAUAGACUAGACGUAACAUAGUAAACGUAUAUCUGGGUAAUUCAAAUUAGUAUGAUAAGUUUGGUAUGCUUACAUAAGACCAGGGGGGAAAGUAAGGUGGUCUGGUAUGAUGUCCCUGAAAAUUAAUAGUGGGGGUACACCUUACCGGUAAAACAUGAGCAUAUUACAAUUGAUACAUGCCCCCCAAAAUAGGCUACUACACCAUUAUUGAACAUUACUGUAUGUCAGCUAGAGGUCGACCGAUUAAUCGGAAUGGCCAAUUAAUUAGGGCCGAGUUCAAGUUUUCAUAACAAUCGGAAAUCGGUAUUUUUGGACACCGAUUUGGCCGAUUUUUUUUUCUUUAUUAUUAUAAUUGUUUAUUUUUUGACACCUUUAUUUAAUCUUUAUUUAACUAGGCAAGUCAGUUAAGAACAGAUUCUUAUUUUCAAUGACGGCCUAGGAACGGUGGGUUAACUGCCUCGUUCAGGGGUUGAACGACAAAUUUUUACCUUGUCAGCUCGGGGGAUUCAAUCUUGCAACCUUACAGUUAACUAGUCCAACGCUCUAACCACCUGAUUACAUUGCACUCCACGAGGAGCCUGCCUGUUACUCAAAUGCAGUAAAAGCCAAGGUCGUAGGUGAAAUGCAGCAGAACGUAUGUGCCAGGAGGACCUCUCUCUUCACUGUAAAUGGGCAGGCUUGUGGGGCAUCUGCUGACCACCAGCUCCCAUUCAGGUGCCCUCGGUGUGGGGAGCAUAAGAGGUUCCGUAGUCUGGCCUCCUUGAGAGCCCACCUGGAAUACAGCCACAGCUACUACCACACCAUGCACGAGCUGAGCCUUCUGACCCUCAGGGGGCAUUCUCACCCAGAGAGAGCCCUGCACGGACGCUCCCUGAGUGACACACAAGAGGUCACUAUCUGCAUAGAGAGGUGUCGUAUGCCUAGUGUGGGGACACAGGCAGCUGAGGAGAUAAAGACUGAGAAUGAAGAGGAGGAUGAUGAGGAGGAAGAACCCAGUAAAGAUGGUCUCAAAAUCCACAAGUCCAGCCCUGGGACAGAUCAUAUCCCUUCCCCCUUUCCAUUUGAUGAACCUCCAGACCCAGGCAGCAAGCUUGAGGUAGUGUUUCCAGAGCGGAAUGUCUGUACCGAGGCAAUGUCGCUCCGGCGCAGGCUGGCCAAGGUCCUACGGGCGGUGGACAGCACCAUGCAGAGGAGGCUGCACAGGGUCAGCACGGAGCUUGCCAAGACGGACACAGAGCUGCUGUGUGAGCGUGCCCUCUCCCAGCACCUGGCGCAGGAGAGGCAGGAGGUACAGGAGAAGGAGAGGGCGCUGAGCGGGCAGGUGGACGUAGCCGUGAUGGUGAUUGCCACGCUGAAGAAGCAGCUGAAGGAGUCAGAGUACGAGCUGGAGAGGCGAGAACAAGAAGUCAUCACCAUUCAGAAUUUCCUGCAGGCUGCCACCCAUCAUGAGAUAUGUGGUAAAGUUCGGAUCCAACAUUUCAUUGAGAACCUGCUCAAACGCAUCGCCCUGGCUGAGAGGUUACUGGAGUACUAUCAGAGCUCCCCCAGUCCACCAAACUACACAGAUUACAUGCGCCAGACAGCUGAAAACAGACCUCAUAGAAUCCCCAAAAGCAGGUCAGCGGGUUGUCAGCUGUCACAGGCCUGUCCCCAGGAAGGUAGAACGCACCGCUCCCAGUUAGGGCGGAAAGUGGGCCACUCUGGCUACUUCAGAACUGAUCGCAGAGAUGAAGUCUUGACCCAGUGCAGCAGAUCAGCUGGAUUUGUGGAAUAGGUAACCUGACCAGGGCCGACAAAUGAAUGUAUAUAGGAUAUGUAUUUACUCAAUGUAUAGCUAAUACUGAGCAGGGUUGCAUCAAAGUCUUUAUGUCCAUGUGUACGCUGGUUUUUGCUCCAUUCUCAAAUCUUAUUUUGUCACAUGCUUCGUAAACAACAGGUGUAGGCUAACAGUGCAUUGCUUACUUAUGGGCCCUUCCCAAAAAUGCAGAGGAAAAAAAAGAGAAAUAAUAGAAAAAUGUAUUAAUACACAAUGAGUAACAAUAACUUGGCUAUAUACACGGGGUACCAGUACUGGGUCUAUUUCCAAGGGUACAAUGUAAUUGAUGUAGAUAUGUACAUAUAGGUAUGGAUAAAGUGUCUACGCAACAGGAUAGAUGAUAAACGGUAGCAGAGGUGUAUGUGAUGAGCGCAAAAAGGAUCAAUGCAAAUAAUCAAUAGCUACCUGGACUAACUAUUUAACUAACUAUUUAGCUGUCUUAUGGUUUGGGUUAGAAGUUGUUCAGGGUCCUGUUGGUUCCAGACUUGCCGUGUGGUAGCAGAGAAAACAAUCUGACUUGGGUGGCUGGAGUCUAUGACAAUUGUUAGGGCCUUCCUCUAACACCGCCUGGUAUAGAGGUUCUAGAUGGCAGGGAGGUCGGCCCCAGUGAUGUACUGGGAUGUACGCACUACCCUCUGUAUCGCUUUGUGGUCAGAUGCCAAGCAGUUGCCAUACCAAGCAGUGAUGCAGCCAGUCAAGAUGCUCUCAAUGGUGCAGCUGUAGAACUUUUUGAGGGUCUGAGGGCCCUUGCCGAAUCUUUUCAGCCUCCUGAGGGGGAAGAGGUGUUGUCUUGCCUUCUUCACGACUGUGUUGGUGUGUAUGGACCAUGAUAAUUCCUUAGUGAUGUGGACACCGAGGAACUUGAAGCUCUUGGCCCGCUAGGUUGUCUCAUCGUUGUCGGUGAUCAGGUCAACCACUGUCGUGUCAUCAGCAAACUUAAUAUUGGAGUUGGGCGCGGCCACGUAGUCGUGGGUGAACAGGGAGUACAGGAGGGGACUAAACAUGCACCCCUGAGUGGCCCCUGUAUUGAGGGUCAGCAUGGCAGAUGUGUUGUUGCCUACCCUCACCACCUGGGGGUGGCCCGUCAGGAAGUCAAUCCAGUUGCAGGGGGAGGUGUUCAGUCCCAGGGACCUGAGCUUAGUGAUGAGCUUGGAGGGUUCUAUGGUGUUGUCCGCUGAUCUGUAGUCAAUGAAGUCUCUGUCCUAGAGGCUACUACUGUCCUAGUUGCAACUUUUGAAGUACUGUAGUAACUUGAUGGAUAGGUAUUUCUGAUCCUUAUUGUUUUUCUUUUACUUAGUAUUAAGUCAUACUGUUGAUUAGUGUCGAUCUAAGAAAACACAAUGUUUAAAAACAAUGUUUUUACUAGAUGGUGGAAUUGUUAAAAACCAGCAUACUAUGGCCUCCAAGGGCACAAAACAGCUGAUACAAAGUAGUAUUUUAUUCCAGCCCAGGUAUACUGCGCUUCUGCACCUAACCGUAUAUAUUAGUGUAAUUAAAUGAUUCACAAAUCAUAUAGUGUACAUUAGGCCUAGGUUUGUGAACUGAGGAACAGUAGUGAGUUCCAGUAGACGUCUAUGAAAUGAAAACAUCCUGGCGCCUGAGAAUGCAGCUGUGUCUGACAAGCACAGAGCCUAAAGCUGUGCUCGUCAACAACAGGAUGAUCAUGCUUGCCAUGUCAUAUUUCAUAACAGGCGUUAAGGUUCCAUAUCACGUUCUUCUUUUUUAAUAUACAGAGAUGCAUACUUUGAAUUAAAGGCCUGAGAUUUUUUCCAUCAACCAAAACACUUUGAUCUGGUAGGUCAGAGGCAGUUUUUUGUUUCAGGCCUAACAAGCACGCAUAUUAAAAAAAAAAAAAAAAAAAUUUUAAAUUGAGGUGUGAAGGGUCAUUCUUUCUCGUGUAAAAAUAAAUGGAAACUAGAUGAAUGAAGCAAAAUAUAAAUUUGGUAUCACUUUACUUGACACCCAGUGUCAUAACACAGUCAUAAUGUCAUAAAAGCUGACAUAACUUGUCAUAAUGUGGUCAUAACACUGUCAUGACCCAUAUAUUUACACCUGUUGUGACAUAUUGCGUUAUUCAAAUUAGUUUUAACCUGCCAAGAAGUUUCCUUUAGUUUGAAAGUUUGUUUCUUAAAUCCUUUGUUGUUAUAAAUUCUUUACAGUCAUGUUUUUUCAUCAAAUACACUUUGACAAUUUCAUGAAGCAUUAUGUGCAUCCUGUGUCACUUUACUUGGACUAAGAAAACACACUUUAUGACACUGUCAAAAAGCAUUAUGACCAUCAAACUCAUAUAAGCCAGAUAGGCCUAUCACGUACAUUACCUUAUAUCAGGCAUCAGUCAAAACGUAGGUGUCUUGUCCUGCCCCUGAAAUCUGCUCCUGCAUCCAUCCCAGUCAUCAUCAACAGAGCAUUGUUGUAGGUGCAUGUCUGACAUCAAUGUGUGCGCAAUUACAAUGAUCAUUUUGAUAUGUUCAAUUAAAAAACACACAUAUAUACUGUUGACAUGUAUGCUAGGGUGUAAUGGAAUGUUUUGCCUUAUGUGGUGGGUUUUGACACUUAUGUAGGUGUCAUAACUAGCUAUAAAAUAACGCAAUAUACAGUGCAUUCAGAAACUAUUCAGACCCCUUGACUUUUUCCAUAUUUUGUCACUUUACAGCCUUAUUCUGGGGUAUUGUGAGUAGAUAGAUGAGGAAAACAUGUAAUCAAUUUUAGAAUAAGGCUGUAACGUAAACUUUUAGGGAAAAGUCAAGUGGUCUGAAUACUUUCCGAAUGCACUGUAUGUUACAACAGGUCUAAAUAUGUCAUGACAGUGUUAUGACAUGGUUAUGAUCGUGUUAUGACACUGGGUGUCAAGUAAAAUGUUAGUGUACAUUUGAAUGAAAUCCUGUUUUAUGAAAUCAUGCAUCCUAAUUUGCUGUAAUGUAGUAGUAUCUAUGUUUACAAGUCGUUGUACUCCAAGCCAUGAGACUAUAUUAGAAAGAAAUCAAAAUAAAACAUAUCUCUUUGGUAUUUGUUGUAAUUGUAUGUUUUGUUAAUGGUGUUGAUAUUUGUAUACAGCUACUGGAUGUCUCAAAGUGAAAUAUAGUUUUAUGGGGAAAUGCAUGAAUGCAAUGUAGCAAAUGCAUGAAUAUAUCCAAUCUUUUUAUAGUUACUGUUAUUUACAUGGUGCUGCUGUAUAGACCAUGGUUGAAGUCUAAAUUCUGAAAAAUAAUUUUAUUUUCAAAAUGGAACUCCUGAAUUGACAUAGCUGUAUAGUUACAUUUACGUUUAGAGGCGAAAGAAACGCACACCUAUUUAGGCAAGAUGCUGGCUAGCGGAGUAGAACACUUGAAAAUUAAAGGACACUCUAGGAGCUCAGAUGCAAUAAUUUAAUAACCAACGUUUCGACAGCCAAGCUGUCUUCAUCAGGGUAUAAUGACAAACACUGCGGGAUGACUCGUUUAUAUAGUGUCAAAGGACACACAGGUGUCUAUAAUCAUGGACGGGUGUGGCCUGAUAUCAAUGGUUAAUUCUCAGAUAUAAAGAUACCAAAACAUGAAUGGAUAGCAUAGGAUCAUAGAUACAAUUUGGCUACAUUUCUGUAAUUUAGCAAACGUUCUUUUUUGAAAGUAAUUUGCAUUAGGUGCAUAGCUAUUGUCUAUUGUGAGAGCAUGCUCCUUAUAUAGCAAAUGCAUUAUGUACUUUUGUAGCAGAACAAGGUAUAUUUUAAUGGCAACAGAGUUGCACAAUUGAGUAAAGAGCACUUUGGGGCUUAUGGGUCUCCUAAGGAGAUUGUUGCUAGCACUAGACAAUCAGAAAGAGACAGGAGGAUUCAGGUAUUGAAUAUGACCAGAGAUAAAGUUAGUUUAAUUAUGUGUUACUGUUAUAUUUCAAGUCUGGUCUCCCUGGUUUAUGUUUGCAGGUAGGUGGGUUUAUUUGCAAGAAUAUUAUCUUGUUUUGUGCCUUCACUUGAAACACUGUAGUCUAACACUGUGCAAAAUGCAAUACUGUGAACAAUUAUACUACUUUUGUUUAAACUUGAUGGUUUGAUGUGUGACAUGAAGAUUAAAGAACAAAUUACUCAAA